AUGGCAACCGCAAGGAAGGUGACAAUGAACUAUGCAGGAAAUACCCGCAAUACAAUGGAGCUUAAGAUAGAAGGCGAGACACAUACACUAGGAAAUCUUCUUUGUGAGGAGAUGCUGGAGGAUAAAAGAUGUCUAUUCAGCGCAUAUAGGGUCGAGCAUCCCACGGACAACCAUGUAUUUCUCCGCAUCACAGCAGAUAAGGAUUGCCAAGUAAGAGACCUUCUUCUCGAAACACUCAAAAGAAUUGAAGAAGACACUGUGUCUUUGAUGGGGCAGUUGAAAGGAUUCUAG
Messenger RNA from Encephalitozoon romaleae SJ-2008, 291 nucleotides. Its product is annotated as DNA-directed RNA polymerase II. Gene Ontology annotation, biological process: DNA-templated transcription. The coding region runs from base 1 to 291 and encodes 96 amino acids. Gene Ontology annotation, cellular component: RNA polymerase II, core complex. The transcript has a single exon. NCBI's taxonomy places the organism in Eukaryota, Fungi, Microsporidia, Unikaryonidae. Gene Ontology annotation, molecular function: protein dimerization activity; DNA-directed RNA polymerase activity. The record is from RefSeq and is a predicted model, not a curated record.